AUGGAUGCUUGGCAGAUAUUCUUUUUGUUUUCAAUACUAUGGCUAAUCUUUACUCCAAUAUACGCUACUUCUGGGAGCUCUAAAGUAGCUAUAGCAGCAAAUGAUGAACCCGCUGAAAGAAGAAAGCUUGCCACAGGUAACCCAGGCUCCAUAUGCAUCGAUAGUGGGGUGAAUGAAGAUUAUGUAGAUGAAAAUAUAGCAUUGCUUUACAAGUCAGAUAGAGGUUUCAUAAGCACCGGGGAAAAUCAUGAUACAGAACCAGGAAUUUCCACCUCACCACACUAUACAGACCGGCUGUGUAAGAAUUUAAGAAGUUUUCCAACGGGAAAAAAGAACUGCUACACUCUGCAACCUGAACAGGGAAAAAACCAUAAUUACUUGAUCAGGGCUUUCUUUUGUUAUGGAAAUUACGAUAGCAUGAAUCAACCUCCAGCGUUUGAUAUGCACAUAGGGGUUAACUAUUGGGCGUCGGUGAAUGACCUAACUGCUACUGAUUGGAGCCUAUACGAGCUCUUUCAUUUUUCUUCAACUGAUAUUAUUCAUGUGUGUCUUGUAAACACAAAUUUUGGAGUACCUUUCAUUUCAGCAUUGGAAUUACACCCUGUGAAUGAUUCCAUUUAUAGAAGUGAGUAUGGAUCAUUAAUAGCUUUGAGAGGAUAUCAACUUAGCUAUUUGGAUACAGACGAGAAUUACAGGUACAAGGAUGAUGUCUUUCAUCGCACCUGGUACUCUUAUGAGUUUGAUAAUUCAACUUGGGUCAAUGCCACAUCAGACACACAACUCCAAGAAAUUAAUUCUUCCUACAAACUACCCAUUGAAGUGUUAAGAACUGCGGCCCAGGCCCAAAAUGACCUUGGCUCAUUGACGUACAACGAGAGCUUUGGCUGUUCCCCAUCGUGCAAUUUUUAUGUCUACUUUCACAUUGCUGAAAUUGUGGAGAUUCCACCGGAUCAACGAAGAGAAUUCACAAUUACUCUGAAUGAUCUCAACUAUGGACCCCUUAGCCUGGAAUACUUGGAGGCGCAGACUACAGUUCUUAAUUUAACUCAAGGAGAUAUUUACUUUAAUAUUAGUCAAACAAGCAACUCUGACCUUCCACCCAUUCUCAAUGCCUUCGAGAUUCUCCAUGUACUUGAGCUUCCUCUUUCUCCGACAGAUCAAGCAGAUGUUGAUGCAAUCAUGGCCGUCAUGCAAUCAUACAACAUAAAUGGAGAUGAAUGGCAAGGAGACCCAUGUGUGCCGAGAGAGGUUUCAUGGAAAGGUUUGGACUGUAGUUAUGACGACAAUCCUCCAAGGAUCAUCUCUCUGGACCUCAGUUCAAGGAAAUUGACUGGGGAAAUAGCUUCGCCACUCUCCGCCCUCAAGGAAAUUCAGUCCUUGGAUUUAUCGUACAAUAAAUUGACUGGAAUUCUGCCCAAUUUUUUAGCAGAAUUGCUGAAUUUAACGCGGCUGGAUUUAUCAUACAAUGAAUUGACAGGGCCGGUGCCAGAAUUUUUAGCACGCCUGCCUAACUUAAAGACUCUAAAUUUAACCAGUAACAAGCUCACUGGAUCCAUUCCACAGUCCCUUUUAGAUAAGUCUAAUAAUGGAACAUUGCAGUUAAGCUUCGAUGAAAACCCAAAUUUAUGCCAGUUCAAUUCCUGUGGAAAAAGGAAGCAAAAUCUUCUUCCAAUUGUUGCAUCAAUUAUAUCAAUCUUGAUGCUUCUACUCCUAUGCAUGAUAGCUAUCUAUUGGAGGUAUAAAAGACGUAAAGGUAAUAUAUUUUUCCUUUACUAUCAACUAUAUAUUUCAAACUUUAUCUGUGGUACUAACACAGCAACAGCAGAAACACAAAAAUCAAAGCAUAGAACCUUUAGUUAUUCUGAGAUUGUUAGCAUUACCGGUAACUUUAAGACCUACAUUGGAGGAGGGGGCUUUGGAAAAGUUUACUUUGGAACUCUAAAAGAUGGCACUCAAGUUGCAGUUAAGUUGUUAUCUCAGUCGUCAAAGCAAGGCUGCAAGGAAUUUCAAGCAGAGGUGCAGCUCUUGGUGAUUGUUCAUCAUAGGAAUUUGGUUUCACUAAUUGGGUAUUGUAAUGACCGUCAUAAUAUGGCAUUGGUGUACGAGUACAUGGUUAAAGGAAAUUUGCAAGAGCAUUUAUCAGAGAAAAGUGGAAGUAUUCUGACUUGGAAAGAGAGAUUUCAAAUUGCUGUAGAUGCAGCUUAUGGACUGGAGUAUCUACAUAAUGGCUGCAAACCACCGAUUAUCCACAGGGAUUUGAAGACUUCCAACAUCUUAUUGAACGAAAAAUUGCAAGCAAAGAUUGCUGAUUUUGGAUUGUCUAGAGCUUUCACCAACGAAAGUGGUUCACAUAUAAUAACUUGCCCUGCUGGCACAUUUGGUUACUUGGAUCCUGAGGCUCAAGCAUCAGGAAACUUUAGUAAAAAAAGUGAUAUUUAUAGCUUUGGGAUUAUUCUACUUGAGCUAAUAACUGGUCAACCUGCAAUAGCAAGAAGCAUCGAUGGAAACUUCAUUUGCAUACAUCAGCGGAUUAGACCUAUAAUUGAGAGGGGUGAUAUUCAGUCCAUUGUUGAUCCUAGAUUGCGAGGAGAAUUCGAUGCCAAUUCUGCUUGGAAAGUUGUGGAGAUUGCCUUUGCUUGUGUAUCAAACACUGCAAUACAGAGGCCGGACAUGAGUCAUGUACUGGCUGAAUUACAGGAAUGCUUAGCUACAGUAAUGGCUGUUGAAGAUUCCCAAACAAUGGAAGCCAGGGCAAUAAGAUCAAGCAAUUCACUUCGAAUGAGUCAUCUGGAUAUUGAUACUGAUAUGGCUCUUAGUCCAAGGUAA
This is a messenger RNA of Hevea brasiliensis (rubber tree), 2826 nucleotides long. Its product is annotated as putative leucine-rich repeat receptor-like protein kinase At2g19210. Gene Ontology annotation, biological process: protein phosphorylation. Gene Ontology annotation, molecular function: protein binding; ATP binding; protein kinase activity. The coding region runs from base 1 to 2826 and encodes 941 amino acids. The record is from RefSeq and is a predicted model, not a curated record. The transcript has 14 exons. NCBI's taxonomy places the organism in Eukaryota, Viridiplantae, Streptophyta, Magnoliopsida, Malpighiales, Euphorbiaceae.